Molecule: messenger RNA, 1203 nt
Organism: Microstroma glucosiphilum
Lineage: Eukaryota; Fungi; Basidiomycota; Exobasidiomycetes; Microstromatales; Microstromataceae
Exons: 4
Coding region: 92-1195 (367 amino acids)
Biological process (GO): protein deneddylation
Cellular component (GO): COP9 signalosome
Molecular function (GO): protein binding; metallopeptidase activity
Source: RefSeq, a predicted model, not a curated record
CAGUAGACGACGACGACGACGACGACGCUAUUAGACUCCCUCGCAGCUGCUACUCAUCACCACCACCCUUGGGGAACCACGUUUACUCGCGAUGUCGACGACCACUCCUGGAGCUGCGCUGGUGUCCACGUCAAAGGCAGCUGGCGUUGGCGUCUCUCUCUCCCUCCACCCACUGCCCAUCCUCACCAUCUCCGAGCACCUCACCCGAGCUCGAUGUCAGCAGCAAGGCGACGACGACGGAUCCGUACAAGUCUACGGAGCUCUCUUGGGCACGCAGAAUGGUAGAGAGGUGGAAGUACACAACACAUUCGAGAUCAAGAUCGACCACGCACCCAGUGCACAGGGGGAAGCAGGGCCAUCCACUCCUCCUCAGGUCAACCACACCUUCUUCAAGAGUCGACAAGCGCAAUUCAAGCAAACGUUCCCGACCUUUGACUUUCUAGGCUGGUAUUCCAACGGCGCUCAGCCUACCCAGGCAGACAUGGACAUACACAAGCAGCUCCUGGAGUAUAGUGAGGCCCCCAUCUUCUUGCAAUUCACCCCUUCCAAGGCAGCCAUCCUCUCCUCUUCGCGAGGAGGUGAGCUACCUCUGCAGCUCUACGAGUCGCAAGUAGAGAUGGCGGCUGCCACUUCAGACUCGGUCAGCGCUGAUGCUGCGAAAGAGGCAGCUGCGGAGAAGGCUGCGCAGCUGUACUUUGUAAAGAGCAACUACAAGAUCGAGACUGGAGAGGCGGAACGCAUCGCCGUAGACUAUGCUUCGAAGCCCAGUGACGGUAGUGGCGACGCGGGCGAUACCGGAGCAGUCAUCUCCUCACUGACGACGCAGCAAUCUGCAAUUAGAAUGCUAUCCGAUCGCAUACAGCUCGUGGCCUCAUACAUAGCAGCAGUCCGUCAAGGUACUGCUGCCAGGGACGAAGAGGUGCUAAGGUCCGUCAAGAGCGUCUUGGCUCAAAUGCCUGCCAUGGACAGUGAAGAAUUCAGGAGUGAAUUCUUGAAGGAAUAUAAUGACGUCCUCCUCACCAGCUUCUUGUCGAACAUGACCAGAGGACUCAGCUCCCUUAACGAGCUGGUGGACAAGUUCGAGGUGGUCUCCUCCUCUGUUGGUCGCGACAUGUCUCCCGAUGGGGAGACGGGUGGAGCCGAGAAGGGGAGAGUUCUCAGAGAGAGGCGAGGGAAGGGCGCAGGUCGAGCAUAAGUGGAACU